Vitis vinifera (wine grape) is the source of this 1821-nucleotide messenger RNA. RefSeq lists its product as uncharacterized. The record is from RefSeq and is a predicted model, not a curated record. The transcript has a single exon. The coding region runs from base 529 to 1302 and encodes 257 amino acids. NCBI's taxonomy places the organism in Eukaryota, Viridiplantae, Streptophyta, Magnoliopsida, Vitales, Vitaceae.
UUUGAUAGAAAUCAUCCCCUCUUCUCUCCCCCUCUCCUCUCGAAAUCAGUAUUUCUAUAUAUAUAAAGAGAGAGCGCGCUACCUUUCUGGACGAGCAAAUGAGACAAACUCCUCGUUUCUUCUACAACCUUCCAGAGGAACUUCCAUGAAGGACGAUGAAAGGGAUCCCCAAGCACUGCGAGACUGAGUGGCAUGAAUGUGAAUCGAUUCAGAUGGGAAGGGCAAUAUCGUCACAAAAAAUUAAUAUGUGACGAUAAAAUAGCGAACUAGACGCCACUGCUCGAUGAGUGGAUGACUUGGGAAGCAAGCAACUAAUGAGAGUAGGAGCCUUUGAAGCUUCUUUCGUCAUCUGGUUUAUACCAUAAAAAUCAGAUUCAUGUUCCGUAAAUACCCCCACCGCCUUAAUUUAAUUACUAUUUCAGGUCUAAAACCCCACCACGCCUCGCGCCUUUUAUAAAACCCUUUCUGUUGCAAUAUUUCCUUGUUAAUGUUUUCAGCCGACGGGAUUCGCCGUGGUCUGCAGGUAAGAUGAUGGAGAUCAACGCCGGGGUCUCUUUUCCGGUCGUCUUCUUCGAUGGGGAACGGGAAAUCAACAUCGGAGACGUCGUUGUGUUUCCGUCGAUGGAGUUUAAGAAUUUCCAAUCAAUUCUGAGCCAGAAAAUUGGAAUCUCUCCACACCAGAUCUCCAUCUUCCUUGACUGUCAGAGGAAAUCGCGAUCAUCCAUGGAAACACGUCGGAGAAUUCCUAUUACCGGUAAGGUGAGUUUCUCUGCAAUUCUUCGCGAGAAGGAUUGCUUCUUUCUUGUGGUCUUGAAGCGAUCAAGGAGAGAAAGAAGGCGAAAAUCAAGACUUCUUAACGAAGUGGAAGAAGAAGAAGAGAACUUCACGACGCGGAAUACAGUAGCGCCGCCUCAGAAACUGCAUCUUCUCCGGCGAAACCAAGAGACAACCGAUCAAACAUUUUCAGGCUUCGUUUCGCCGUAUUACGAUCAGAUUAUGCCUUCGGACGACCUGUUCGUGGGAUCGCAGUUUCUAAAUUAUAAUAAUCGUCUCCAGAAUUUGCAGAUUCAACGAGAGAAGUAUUUGCGCUCUACCAAUUUGCAUUCGAUACCGAAUGAGAACUAUGACUUCCCGGUGACGAAUAAUCGAAUCGGAAGAGAUGUGAUAGUGUGCGAGGAGUGUGUGAAGGCGAUGACGAUGGGAAAACCGGUUCCCUUCCACUGGUGCGUGUACGACGCCGUCACUGUAGGGUUCCGAUCACCGGCCGGACCAAUUGCGAGGCCUGUCAAACGUUCCAAUUAGGGUUUGAAGGUCCACGUUUUUAUUUUAUUUUAUUUUGUUAUUUUGAUGAUGAUGAUGAUGAUGAUGAUUUGAAUUGAACCCAAGGAGACUUCCGAUUUAGGCUUUCUGCUUAGGAACAGGAAACAAUAGUGUUGGGGGGUGGUGAUGGUGGUGCGAUGUGGCAUACGAUAAGGAAGGUAUACCACACGCGAUACCACAUAGAUUACAGAAGAUACUAGGACUAGGAAAUUAUACAAGUGUUGAUAUACGUGUAUGGAAAAACGCCCUUUGGGAAAGGGUCCAAGUUGACAGAUCUUUUUCUGUAUUUUUCUUUUUUUCUUUGGAUUCUUGAGAGAGUGAGAAGCUCUGCUUCAUUGCUUGAAAUGGUGAGACACACCACUUGGAAUUGUUUUCCACCCCAUUCCAUUUUCAGGAUCGUAACACUACUUUGGGAUUAGGCCCUACAGGAAUUUAAUUCCCAUUGGCGUUUUGAUUGGAAAUUUGGUAUAUGAAUGAAUUGUCAUCGUCUCUUUUCUUUUC